AUGAUAUCGUCUUCGGAGAUACUGGGUAUCAUCGUGGCAUUUGCGCCCGUACUUGUGUGGUAUCGCCGUUCCUACAAACGGCUCCCGUACCCGCCUGGACCUCCUCGGCAUAUGUUGAUCGGUAACCUGCGCCAAGUUCCCAAAUCCCACCCCUGGUUAACUUGGACUGAAUGGACAAAGGUUUUCGGGCCCGUCAUAUGUUUACGCGUCUUCUCGAGGACCAUUAUCAUUCUGUCCUCCGCGCAGACCGUCUCUGACCUUCUGGACAAUCGAUCGGAAAUAUACUCUGGUCGGCCGUCGUCCGUGUUCUACUGCGAAAUGAUAGGACGCGAACUGGAGCUGUUCUCAAUAUCGGACACACACCCUAGGUUCAAGCCCUACCGCAAACUCCUCACUGCCACCCUGAACUCUCGUACCGUCGUCAAGUAUAGGGAACUCCCGCAAAAGGAGGCUCUCGUGUUGAUGCGACGGAUCGCCGUCUCUCCCGACGAAUGGCUUCGACACGUUCGCCGAGACGCAGCCGCCAUUGCUCUCCUCCUCGCCUACGGAUAUCCACUACAGGAAGAAGGAGAAGACCCGAUGAUGGACGUAAUAGAAGAGGCUGGCAAUAUCGCGAGCCAGGCAGGUCAAACCGGAAGGUGGAUGGUCGACGUGAUCCCUGCUUUACGAUACGUACCGGACUGGGUACCUGGGGCAGAAUGGAAAAAGGUGGCAAAGGAAUGGAGGCACAAGAUGGUCCAGUUCUCGCUCGUGCCGUUUCAGAGGUGCAAGGACGAAAUCGCCAAGGGGACGUACAACCCUUGCUUCGUAUCGAGUUGCCUCUUACCCGAGGACGGUCAUGAAAUGGAUGAGGAGGAGGAAAACACCGUCCGGUGGGCCGCUGACGCGCUCUUCGCAGGUGCCGCUGAUACGACCGUCGCGCCCAUCGGAACAUUUGUUCUCGCCAUGCUCCUGAAUCCUUCUAUCCAAGCUCACGCGCAAGCCGAGAUUGAUGCUGCCAUCGGCGGAUGUGGAGAACGAUUGCCAACGCUGGCCGAUAAAGAUGACAUGCCGUAUGUGCAAGCUGUGAUCAAAGAACUGUACAGAUGGAAGCCACCUGCUCCUAUUGGUCUACCGCAUAUGGCCCUCGAAGAUGACAUAUACAAGAAAUAUUCGAUCCCCAAGGGCUCGGUCGUGUUUGCCAAUAUCUGGGCGAUUAUGCGAGACGAAACGAUGUAUCCCGAUCCGGAAACAUUCAACCCCGACCGUUUCCUCGGCGACAAUGCUCAGCCAGACAGUAAGAAGUUUGCGUUCGGAUUCGGUCGGCGUUCGUGCCCUGGAAUGCAUUUCGCCGAAGCAUCGGUAUUCCUGAACAUCACGUACAUGUUGGCCAGUUUUGUUAUCAAGCCGACGUCCGAAGGAGAAUAUCUCAAGUAUGCCUACACGGCGAAUCUCGUCAGUCGUCCAGAACCGUUCAAGUGUCAAUUCGUGCCGAGGCCUGGCGCAGCAAAGUGGCUGUCGGACUAGCGAUCCGGCGCAAGCACGAUCCUGAAGGUUGCGGUACAUGAUGUAAUAUGCAUGCAGCCUGAUAACACAGAUCACCCAUCGGAAGUCACCC
Punctularia strigosozonata HHB-11173 SS5 is the source of this 1597-nucleotide messenger RNA. Its product is annotated as cytochrome P450. The transcript is spliced from 6 exons. Gene Ontology annotation, molecular function: oxidoreductase activity, acting on paired donors, with incorporation or reduction of molecular oxygen; heme binding; iron ion binding. Bases 1 to 1506 code for a protein of 501 amino acids. NCBI's taxonomy places the organism in Eukaryota, Fungi, Basidiomycota, Agaricomycetes, Corticiales, Punctulariaceae. The record is from RefSeq and is a predicted model, not a curated record.